This is a messenger RNA of Leptopilina boulardi, 1342 nucleotides long. RefSeq names its product N-glycosylase/DNA lyase (gene Ogg1). The record is from RefSeq and is a predicted model, not a curated record. Gene Ontology annotation, cellular component: nucleus. Gene Ontology annotation, biological process: base-excision repair; base-excision repair, AP site formation; nucleotide-excision repair. Gene Ontology annotation, molecular function: 8-oxo-7,8-dihydroguanine DNA N-glycosylase activity; damaged DNA binding. NCBI's taxonomy places the organism in Eukaryota, Metazoa, Arthropoda, Insecta, Hymenoptera, Figitidae. The transcript is spliced from 3 exons. Bases 240 to 1229 code for a protein of 329 amino acids.
CCUACAAAAUGCUACGUCCCUGACUCACAAAUGUAUCAAAACAAAACCCUGAAAGUUUGUAUUGUUCAUUUAAAAAGCAAAAAUAACUAAUUAAUCUGUUUAUUUUAUUAUAUAGUGAUUUUAAAUAUCUUAUCAUUACGUUUUAUAUAAAAGAAUGUUUAAAAAGUAUUGUAAAAAGCAGAAAAUUUUCAAAAAUUCAACAACUUUAUUGUAAACAAAUUUUAUCAAAUAAAACAAAAAUGAAGACAGGACAAAUAAAAUGUUUAAAAGAAGAAUUAGACCUUGGAAUUACAUUAAACGGUGGACAAAGUUUUCGAUGGAUCAGUUUAGAAAAUGAAAAAACUUACAGAGGUGUUUUUGCGGGACAAGUUUGGACUUUAAGUCAAGAUGACAAUAAUCUUCAUUAUACAAUACAUGGACCUUCAAAAAAUAUAAAUUGCGAAAAACUAUUGUCAGACUAUUUUCGCUUUGAAGUUUCACUAAAGACGAAUUUAGAAAAAUGGUCUGCUGACGAUAAACAUUUUAAAAAAGCCCUUGAAAAAGUUGAUGGAGUAAGAAUUUUAAAUCAAGAUGUAGUUGAGAAUCUUUUCUCUUUCAUAUGUAGUUCAAAUAAUAAUAUAGUUCGAAUUUCCAGUAUGGUUGAGAAAUUGAGUCGUUUCUUUGGGGAAAAAAUUUGCGAUCUCGAUGAUAAAGAAUAUUACGAUUUUCCAAAAAUUAAUUCACUUGCAGCAGACAAUGUGGAAUCAAUAUUAAGAAAAGAGGGAUUUGGAUAUCGUGCUGCCUAUAUUGCAAAUACAGCAAAAAAAUUAUUAGAAUUAGGCGGACGAAAAUGGUUGAUAAAUUUUCAUAAAAAUAGUUCAACAUAUAAAUUGGCAAAGGAAAAUCUCAUAACUCUAUCUGGAGUUGGUCCAAAGGUUGCAGAUUGCAUUUGCCUUAUGUCUUUAGGACAUUUAGAGGCAAUUCCAGUUGACACACACAUUUAUCAAGUUGCUAUGGCUAAUUAUAUGCCUCAUUUAAAAAAGCAAAACAGCGUCACGCCUAAAAUUCAUCAAGAAGUAAGCGAACAUUUACGUGAAUUAUGGGGUCCUCUCGCUGGAUGGGCUCAGGCAAUUGUUUUUUGUGCAAAAAUUAACAAUCAAUCAUCAGUGUCACUGUCAGAAAAAAAGCAAACAACAAAGCGGAAAAACGUCAGUGACUCAGUGAAAACAAAGAAACAAAAGGAAAAAUGAAAUAAUGAUAAGGUAACAUGAAUAAGUCAGAUUUAAAAAAUUUUUUUUAUUACGUAGAACAAUUUAUAAAUUAACAUUUUUUUGAAUAAAUAAAUAUUUUCAUAACUUACAAA